Lathyrus sativus (Indian pea) is the source of this 1086-nucleotide messenger RNA. NCBI's taxonomy places the organism in Eukaryota, Viridiplantae, Streptophyta, Magnoliopsida, Fabales, Fabaceae. The record is from the annotation of a GenBank genome assembly.
AUGGACUUAACCCCAACACCAACACAAACACCAACACCAUCAACAACACCAACACCACUACCAACCAUUUUAACAACAUCUACAACAACCUUUACAAAAUCACCAGAACAUGAAACCGAAACACCCACCAAAAUCACCACUCCCACUACAACCACAACCUCAAAAAUCUCAUCUUUUUCCAACGGUGUUCUCAAACGCCUCCACAACCACCACCACCACCACAACCUUAACAACCACCACAACAACAACCUCGUAACUGUUACUUACAAAGAAUGUCUCAAAAACCACGCAGCAAACCUAGGUGGUCACGCCCUCGACGGAUGCGGCGAGUUCAUGACAUCCCCCACCGCAACAUCCGCCGACCCAACAUCCUUAAAAUGCGCUGCCUGUGGCUGUCACCGUAAUUUCCACCGCCGUGAACCCGAAGAGCCACCACUCUCCACCACCACGCAUGUAAUCGAAUAUCAACCUCACCACCGUCAUCAACCUCUCCCACCUCCGCCGUUCUCCACCCGCAGCCCGAAUUCCUCCUCUCCACCUCCGAUCUCCUCAACUUACUACCCCUCCGCCCCUCACAUGCUCCUCGCCCUCUCCACCGCCUUGCCGGAAAACGUCUCUGCUCCUAACUCCGCCAUGAUCUCUCCUGGCUCCCACUCUAGAAAACGCUUCCGAACUAAAUUCACUCAAGAUCAGAAAGAAAAGAUGCUGAAAUUCGCUGAGAAAGUUGGUUGGAAGAUGCAAAAGAAAGACGAAGAUUAUGUUCAUGAAUUCUGCAACGAAAUCUGUGUUGAUCGAAGUGUUCUCAAAGUUUGGAUGCACAACAACAAAAACACUUUCGCCAAAAAAGACAACAACCUUAACAACAUCGACAACAACCUUAACAACAUCGACAACAACCUUAUCAACAUGAACAAUGAGGUUAAUGUUGGUGUCAAGAGUUUCAUGCCGCUUGAGAAUGAAGAACACAACAUCAAUAACAUCAAUAAAGGUGAAACGAAACUUGAGAUUCAUACUCAUAAUCAUAAUCAUCACUACCAGAAUGAUGUUGGAGUAACUGUUCGUGCUAAUGGUUCAUCUUCUUCUUGA